This is a messenger RNA of Triticum urartu, 2062 nucleotides long. The record is from RefSeq and is a predicted model, not a curated record. NCBI's taxonomy places the organism in Eukaryota, Viridiplantae, Streptophyta, Magnoliopsida, Poales, Poaceae.
UACGGACACACAGACGAGACGACCACAAAUCACUCCGGCCGGUCGUAUCCACACUGCUAGUGCUACUUGCUGCCGCUUCUUUCCUUGGUCUCUCGUUGUUCUCUGCGGCGACUAGACUACAGUGGGUCUCCUCACAAUCUGCGGCGGCGACGGCGUCGAAGAGCUCGAUCUGUUCAACGUUCGCUCAGCAGAGGCGAAGAGUUGCUGUUCGGUGUUCUUCAGGAUGCUCUUCUUCGAUUGAGCCAAGCCAGAAUUGGAUCUAUAUUCUCCAGUAGUUCAUCUUGGGUUGCUGCAAAUUGGAUUUGAAGGAGCUGCUAUUCAAGAAUUUCGACCCAAGGACAAUGCUAUAGCGGUGUGCAGAUCAGAGAGCAAAGACAAAUAAAAUAUCGAGGUAUGGAGGCCGCUGCUGGGGCGUUGAGCCCUGUCCUCCGUAAGCUCGGUGAGCUGCUCGCCGGAGAAUACAACCUGGAGAAGCGAGUAAAGAAAGGUGUACAAUCACUUCGUACAGAACUGGAGAUGAUACACGCCGUACUUCGUGAGGUUGGCAAGGUGCCACUGGAUCAGCUCCAGGAGCCGGUCCGGAUUUGGGCUGGCAAGGUGAGAGACCUCUCUUGCGACAUGGAAGACGCUGUUGAUGACUUUGUGGUGCGUGUGGAUGAGGGUCCAAGCAGCAAGCCAACGAACAUGAGGAAUCGUGUCAAGAAGUUCCUCAAGAAGACCACCAAAUUGUUUGGUAAUGGCAAAGCACUUCAUCAAAUCUCUAGUGCCAUCAAAGAAGCUGAGGACCUUGCCACGGAGUUGGUGGGGCUGCGUAAAAAGUAUGAGCUUGACAUGCGUAGCACUAGCAAUGGUGCUACCAUUGACCCUCGUGUGUUGGCUCUGCACAAAGAUGUAGGGGAGCUUGUUGGCGUUGACUGCACAAGGGAUGAGCUUAUCAAAACACUGAUUUGUGAGGACGGGAGUUCCAAGGAGCAAUUGAAGACCAUCUCUAUUGUUGGUGUUGGUGGGCUAGGCAAGACAACACUCACCAAAGCAGUCUAUGAGAAGAUCAAAGCCCAAUUUGAUCGUGGCGGCAGAUUGAUAGAAAGCAUGCGUGAAAGCUGGGUGCCCCCUUUUCUCCUUCGUGGUUCUCGCGACUUCCAAAGUGGGUUAAUUCAAGUUCGCUUCCCCACCUCUCCACCCUGGAAAUAGACGUGGAAGAACUGCAAGGGGAAGACAUUCAGAUCAUUGGGAUGCUGCCUGCUCUUCGGUUUCUGCGGCUGCGUGCAAGUCGCGUGAUGGGAAGGUUGGUUGUGAGGGCCGAUGCAUUCCCAUCUGCGAGAUGCUGCAUGUUGAGAGGGUUUCCGACGGCACCGUGCCUUUUUCCACCUGGAGCUAUGCCAAGGGUUCAGCGGUUUGAGUUCUGGGUCUCUGCACGAUCGAUCGCAAGUCGUGAGGUUGACUGCGGCAUGGGCCACCUCCCUUCUCUCGAGCAUGUCCAGGUUUAUCUGCAGCGUGAGAAUUCCAGCGAUGAAGAGAUGGAGACAGCCAAGGCUUGGCUGAGGCGCGCAGCAGAAGCCCAUCCAAAACGUCCCACCAUUGAAAUAUCCUAGACUGUUGAGUGCUGACAUGCCUUUGCCGCCAGUAAGACCUCCAGUGAAAUCCUGGAGUCAGGUACUAGUAAUUCCAUCAGUUGAUGCCGUGGAUGCUGUUCCAACAUUUUGAUAGGCCAGAAACAAUUCACAGUGCCGUCGCAGUCACCAACAAUUCACUGUGCCGUCCAAGUCACCAACAAUUCACUGUACCGCCGCAACUCCCAAUAAACCAAGGCUCAUUCCCUCCAACGUAUGCUCAGAUUCUGCCCUUUCACAUGAUUGUUCAUGAUGAACUAUUUAUUUCUCCUGCAUUUGCUUUCAGAAACGCAGCACCUCAUUUCCUUUAUUAAGUCAAGACUCUGUACAAUAAAAGUUUGCAUUCAGUUGGCACUAUUUGUAGCAGUAAUGCCUCUACGUGUAUUUGAUUGUUCACAUACAACAUUGUUAUGUUUUACUGGCUUAUAUUAAUUAAGAGUUGAUUGAACUCC